Ananas comosus (pineapple) is the source of this 1175-nucleotide messenger RNA. RefSeq lists its product as uncharacterized. The transcript has 5 exons. The record is from RefSeq and is a predicted model, not a curated record. NCBI's taxonomy places the organism in Eukaryota, Viridiplantae, Streptophyta, Magnoliopsida, Poales, Bromeliaceae. The coding region runs from base 778 to 1068 and encodes 96 amino acids.
UUUCCAUGAUUUUUCUAGAAACCAAAUCCCCUGGAUCUGUCGGAUCUCCUUCUCGCUUGGCGUUCCUCCCGUCUUCCCUCUGUACUCCGACGAUGCCCUAAUCCUCGUCGCGCGCCGGAGUUUCGCCUGAACCAGAACCUGGAGAAGAGCCGCAUCACAGGCAUCACGAAGCACCUGGGGAAGAACCAGAACCCUAGCUGGCACCAGGUGUUCGCCUUCUCCAAGGACCGCAUCCAGGCGAACUUCGUGGGCCGCAUCGUCUUCGACCUCACCGAGGCGCCCCUCGCCCCGCAGUGGUACAAACUCGAGGACAAGAAGGGCGACAAGCUCUCCUCCGGCGGCGGCGGCACCCAAGCCGACGAGGCCUUCCCCGACGCCUGGCACUCCGACUCCCUCGACGCCCUUGCCGCCGGUUCACCCCGCCGAGCUCGCUCCCUCACCAAACUGCUGCCGCCACUUAUUUCAUACCUACCUCGCUUCUAAUUGCUUGGAUUUGGUGUUACUCUCCUCGUCCCCAGCUCAGAGGGAGAGAUUGGUUGUGUCUUGCUUGGGUUGGGGGUUUCGAUUGCCCAGUCAAUUCGCUUUGUGUGAUCGGGGGCUAUCGCAUUUGCUUUUUUCGUUGGUGUUCGGGCACAGCGCGCUAGAGUUUAGAAGUGAGGCUUCGAGCUUAUUCACUUACUGAAGCUUUUUUGAGCAAUCAGAUGGCUCCUCCAUCGAAAGCAUAGUACUAACCCUCGACUCUGAGAGAAGGAAAAGAGGAAGGUAAAGAGGUUGGGGAUGGCACUGCGUGGGCCGCUGGGAUGGUCGGAGGGGGAGCUGAUGCGGUCAGAUGCUAAGCCUUGCUCCAGGCUCAUGCGCCAGACUGCCGCCAUAUUCAGUGUUGGCGGUGGCCUCGCCUUCUGGGUCCUUUGUCGCCUCCACUACGGUCCAAGAAUAACUGUUCCGAGAAGUUUGAGGUGGGCUUCCUGCGGUGCAAUAUCAGUGAGCUCCUCAUCGGCUCUUCUGGUCCGACUUUUCAGUCCUGAGUGCGAACCACAGAAUAUAGCUGCUUAUGAUAAAUCCAAAUAAAUAGCAUGCUUUACUCUCCUAGUCAUUUUCAUCUUACUCCGCUUAGAAUAACUUGGUUAAAUGUAUGUUUAUGCUGUCAUGCUGUCAUGGCUGUACAAGUUUGUUUU